Molecule: messenger RNA, 4480 nt
Organism: Pseudophryne corroboree (corroboree frog)
Lineage: Eukaryota; Metazoa; Chordata; Amphibia; Anura; Myobatrachidae
Product: protein Wnt-7a
Exons: 4
Coding region: 930-1979 (349 amino acids)
Biological process (GO): multicellular organism development; positive regulation of JNK cascade; cell fate commitment
Cellular component (GO): extracellular region
Molecular function (GO): cytokine activity; frizzled binding
Source: RefSeq, a predicted model, not a curated record
AGGGUGGCAGGCAGAGGCUGUCUUCAUCUGCUAGCUUGUCACUGACUCAGGAAAGGGGGGUUACAUACAGAAUCCCCCAGGGCAACCUUAUAUCCCUGGCAUUGCUCUGAGAGGAAGAUACCGGAGCAAUUAAAAAAACAACAACUUAUCAUAAGCUAAAGCAGCAGAGAACUUUUAAAGAGGGAGGGGCAGUGAUAUGAGUGGUAAAGAGAUAUAACCAGCCCCCUGCAGCUCUGUCCCUACUACAGUAGAGGAACACCAAUACAUCCCACACACCCAGCUGCAUCCCUCCCUGACAGACAGCACUGGCUCACAUUCACAACACAAGAGGAAUGUGCACAAUGAAACAAGAUCCCAGUGUCCUUGCUGCAGGUAUUCCUGAGACACUGGCCAAGCUGUCUACCUGUUGACUAUCACAUGAAGAGACUUCUGGCUGAUCACCAUGACUGCUGUCACUAUCCCAGCUCCCAGAUGCUGCUGCAGAUCGUUUGGAUCAGGGAACAGGUGAAUGUCCUGCAGAAUUAUUAUUCCCCCCUCUCUUUGCAGCUUCUCCAAGUUAUUUUUCUUCUUUUAUUUUCCCACACCAAAUCCACGCCCCGGCGAGAAAAGAGACACUCCAAAGGGGGUGAUGGUGAGGUGUGAUCUCUAAUGUGCACUCUACUCCACGUGUGACCCGCAUACAAAUCCCCUGCACCCCUCAGCAAGGAGGCAGAGGAGAGGGGGGGUGGGCUGCUCUGGGACUGGACACUGGCUCUCUUCCCUUGGGAUUUACAAACACUCACUGCCUGAUCCCAUCACCAAAAAGGGGGUUUGGUUUGCUGUGCUGCUGCCUGUGGUACUUUGACCUGGAGCACCCCUUGUCUGGAACAACAGAACUCCCCCAGACUGUCAGCACUGAUCACUUGUGGAACUCCCUGUAAUCAAGGAAUAUGAACAGGAAGACGAGACGUUGGAUCUUUCAUAUCUUUCUCAGUCUGGGGAUUGUCUAUAUCAAGAUAGGAGGUUUCUCUUCCGUGGUGGCACUUGGGGCCAGUGUGAUCUGCAGUAAGAUUCCAGGCUUGGCACCCAGACAGAGAACUAUCUGUCUCAACAGACCUGAUGCUAUCAUCGUGAUUGGAGAAGGAGCUCAGAUGGGGAUCAAUGAGUGUCAGUUUCAGUUCAGACAUGGACGCUGGAACUGUUCUGCCAUGGGAGAAAGGACGGUGUUUGGGAAAGAGCUGAAAGUGGGCAGCAGGGAAGCAGCAUUCACGUACGCCAUCAUAGCGGCCGGAGUGGCCCACGCCAUCACGUCUGCUUGUACUCAAGGAAACAUGAGUGACUGUGGGUGUGAUAAGGAAAAACAAGGACAGUUUCAUAGGGAAGAAGGCUGGAAAUGGGGAGGCUGUUCUGCUGACAUCCGUUAUGGACUAGUCUUUUCCAAGGACUUUGUGGACUCUAGGGAGAUCAAACAGAAUGCAAGGACCCUCAUGAACUUGCACAACAACGAAGCUGGACGCAAGAUCUUGGAGGAAAACAUGAAGCUGGAGUGUAAAUGCCAUGGAGUAUCCGGAUCUUGCACCACAAAAACAUGUUGGACCACGCUACCCAAGUUCCGGGAGGUGGGAUUUCUUCUGAAAGACAAAUACAAUGAGGCCGUUCAAGUUGAACCUGUCCGGGCUAGCAGAAAUAAGCGGCCGAUGUUCCUAAAAAUUAAAAAGCCACUCUCCUAUCGCAAACCCAUGGAUACAGACUUGGUAUAUAUUGAAAAAUCUCCAAAUUAUUGUGAUGAAGACCCAGUGAGUGGCAGCGUGGGGACACAGGGCAGAAUGUGCAACAAGACAGCACAACACACUAGCGGUUGUGACUUAAUGUGCUGUGGGAGAGGGUACAACACCCACCAGUACUCUCGGAUAUGGCAGUGUAACUGUAAAUUCCACUGGUGCUGCUACGUGAAAUGUAACACGUGCAGUGAAAGAACAGAAGUAUUCACUUGUAAAUGAGAUAAUAACCCGGAUGAGAACACAUUUCAACCCUGGGAACUUAUACCGUACAUUUGCACAAGAUCUCAAGCCACAUGCUGCAGGAUUGUGGCCUAGAGAGUCCCUAUGCGUUUCAGGAAGCCAAGUGAAUAGACCCCUGCUAUCUUUUGUUUGAGUUCUUCUGAAUCAGUCAUUCAAGCACAAUUCUUCAGCAUAAAGUUGUACGAAGUGUGUUCAGUUACAUAUAGAUUUACAAAGGAACUGUAAAAUAAUGUUAUGAGACGCUCUCCAUGCCUUAUUAACAAAUUGAGUAAUACAUAGUAUAAUUUCCAACAGUGUGAUGUCAGACAAGUGGGUGGAGUCUGUUUUCAGUCCUUUUUCUAUAAAUAUACACAGAUAUACAGAUAGAGCAGGGGACUGCUGGUUCACUCCUAAACAAAUUCAAAUAUGGAUUUUUGGGACAUAAAACUAAUUCUGGAAAAAGAGAGUUAUUACAAUAAUGGCUACCAUUUUAACAAAGUUGAGAUGGGCUAAGAAUAAAUUUGUGUGAAUUUCUGCAUUUCUGAGUGUACAUUAUGCAGAUUAAGACUUGUAAAGAUCCAAAAUAUCUGGCCGCAAGUUAUUCAGAAUUGCCUAUAGUGCAUACAGUUAGCUCCUUGGUUGAUCUCUUUAGGCGCUGUUUCAUAUUAUGUGUGUUUAUAUUUUAUAUAUUUAUAUAUAUAUAUAUAUAUAUAUACUGUAUGUAUUUAUAUAUAUAUAUAUAUAUAUAUACAUACAUACACAUAAUUAUUAUAUUUUACUGGCACAGGGACUUUAAAUAUUAGUGACAAUAGUUAACAAUAUAUUUUAGAGUAAACUAAUAUUAAUUUAUUUAACAGAAAAAAAACCUACUGCCAUUUGGAACUGUACUAUAGGUCAUAAUAAAUACUUUUUGUUUUAAUUAUUUAGAAAAUGAGAACCCUCUCUUGGAAAAACUGGAGAUGUAAAUAGUAUGUGUGUGUGUAUAUAUAUAUAUAUAUAUAUAUAUAUAUAUUACUCAGAGCCCACUUAUAGUCAUGUACAAGGGAUAAUCUCAUUUUAAUUUAUGGUGAAAGCAGACAUCUGUUCUUAAAUAUGAUAAUGCUGUUUGCUGCUAGGUGUCUGGAAUAAUCACUCUCAAUAUUUAAUUGUCUGGUUACAGUAUGUUAAUUUUUUCUCUAUAUAUUUUUUCUAAAUUAAACAAUUUGGAUUCCAUUUGUUGGACUAUUUUGGACAAAAUGUCAAUCUUAUGGAAAAUGGACCACACGGAAAAGAGUAUAUUUUGUUAGAGACUAUUUUUAUAUGAAUAUUUUAUUUAUAUUAUGUCUGCUGGUAUAACGCUAUAAUCUACAAUCUUAAAAAACAGAAAGCACCCAAUAUCCUAUUAGUGGUGUCUAUCAAAUACAUACAGAGUUAAUCCGUUAUCAUUCAGAUUUCCAGAAUAAAAGUUGAUUAUUUUUUUUUGUCAUUCUGAAAUAACUAAUAAUAAGAUCUCAAGAUAUACAUCUUUUGGAUUAUCCAGUAAUAGAUGUCGUGUGUGUUUUUUUGUGAUGGGCAAUUUGCAGAGUACACACAACUGGUAGAGGUUAUGUAGCAUUCAACUUAUCACACAGCUUAAAUUUGUGAUUAGCAUUAAAUAGUUGCUUGCUUAUCCCAUUCGGAAGAGGAAAAAGAAAAUCUGAAUUUGCUUCCCACAUGCGUCAGUCAUUAAACUGUUGGGUUAUUAUUAGCAAAUGUGCUGUGUAUGCUGCCCAUUAAAUCUCUAUAUUGUGUUACUGUCAAAUUUGAUUUUAUCAGUGACAGACUGUAGACUGUGACUGUAAAAACUAACUUGACAUACAGUCUCAUUCUCACAGAUAACGUACAAAGCUUACAGGUUUGCAUCCAAUUGUUUGCAUAGUUUGCUCACUUUGUCCCACACGCAACAAAAUUAUGUGUGAUGCUAAUUUUGAAAAAUAAAAUAAGUUGAUUAAAAAAAACUGCCCCACACAGAAUUAACUAUUAGACCAGUAUUUUAUUUACAUUUUUUUUAGUUCUUACACCCAUUUUGUUUUUCAUUUGUAAACAGUGUUAGACCAAUGUACAUCAGUGUAUAAGAUGUCAGAAUAGAAUUUAGAUGAGAUUAAUUUAUUGUCAGACUACUGAACUGAUAAAAAAAAUAUACAAAUAUUUUUAUAAAGAAUUUUCUUGUACAAUUAACUACUGAUAUAUAUAGUCAUUCUGAUAGGACGAUUGCUUAUCUCGACAAAAUGACUAUGCUACAGUUCACUACAGAAAAAGUUAAACUACUGGAAAAAGCCUAAAUCAUAUUGACUCAAUUAUCCUACAGUCCAGAAUAUGUCCUGGAUCUCAAAUGGUUAUAGUUCUAAUUCUGCAGUUUGUUUUCAUCUUAAUGCACUCAGCUAGGAUGACUUCUUCCAGAAAUUUUUUUCCCAUUCAUCAGUAAUAUUCAGUGUGAACUCAGUUACUAUAUCAGCUACUCAGUCCAUUUUAGCCGCAAUAAA